GUCUAUGUAGGCGAUUGUGUGUGUGUGUUACAUCAAGAAAAGCGGAGAAGUCCUUUCAUGAUAAGACAAAAGUGUAGAAGAACAACGCAAGCAUUUUUAAAAAUUGUGAAGGACUUUUCCUUCUUGAUGAUUUUGCCUGAAACUCUGCUUGGUAAGCGAGUAUUUGUCGUUCGUUACGCAGCAGCAGAGGACGAGGUGCGCGCACGCGUGCGCGCGGGUGCCACCGGCGCGUCCCGCCGUUCCCGCGCGCAUUCUUCCUCCGCGCGCCUAAAUGAGGAGGCUCGCGAUGGCAGCGAGCAACUGGAGCAGCGCGAUGAUGGACGAGCGCCUCAACCCCGCCGCUGCCGCUGACCCGGGCGAGCCUCUGGCGGCGGGCGAGCCGAGCAACGGCAGCGGCUGCGCGCCGCUGACGACGGCGAGCCACGGGCGCGCCGGCAAGCUGCUGCUCGGCUCGGUACUGACGCUGAUGACGCUGGGCACCAUUGGGGGUAACCUGCUGGUGGUGGUGUCCGUGUGCGCCGUCAAGAAGUUGCGGCAGCCCGCCAACUACCUGAUCGUGUCUCUGGCCGCCGCCGACCUGAGCGUGGCCGUGGCCGUCAUGCCCUUCGUCAGCGUCACCGACUUGACCGGCGGGCGCUGGCGCUUCGGACGCUGGUUCUGCAACGUCUUCGUCGCCAUGGACGUCAUGUGCUGCACCGCCUCCAUCCUCACCCUGUGCGCCAUCAGCAUCGACAGGUACCUGGGCAUCACCAAGCCGCUGACGUAUCCGAUGCGGCAGGACGGCCGCUGCAUGGCCAAGAUGAUCGCGUGGGUGUGGCUGCUGUCGGCGUCCAUCACGCUGCCGCCGCUCUUCGGCUGGGCCAAGAACGUCAACGACGGCCGCGUCUGCCUCAUCAGCCAGGACCGGGGCUACACCGUCUACUCCACCGCCGUGGCCUUCUACAUCCCCGUGUCCGUCAUGCUCUUCACCUACUCGCGCAUCUACCGCGCCGCCAAGAUCAGCGCCGCCAAGCACGCCGUCGCCGCCUUCCCCCUUCGAGGCGACCACGGGUCCGCCGACUCGGCCAGCGUCAAGGACACCGAGGAGGAUGAGGCCGAUGAGGAGACGAACCUCCAGCAUCACGAUCACCAUCAUCACCACGAUAAUGAUGAUCCUCAGCAGCAGCCGCCGCGGCGCCCGAGGAAGAACCAGGGUUCCAUCUUCAGGCGUGAGCAAAAGGCGGCGGCCACGCUGGGCCUGGUGGUGGGCGCCUUCAGCGUGUGCUGGCUGCCUUUCUUCCUGCUAUCCACGGCGCGGCCUUUCGCCUGCGGGGGGGCGUCGGCGGCGUGCGGCUGCGUGCCGCUGUGGCUGGAGCGCACGCUGCUGUGGCUGGGCUACGCCAACUCGCUCAUCAACCCCUUCAUCUACGCCUUCUUCAACCGCGACCUGCGCGCCACCUAUGCUAACCUGCUGCGCUGCCGCUUCCGCAACAUCAACCGCAAGCUGUCGGCGGCCGGCGUGCACGAGGCGCUCAAGAUGGUGCGCGCUCGGCCGCCGGGCCCCACCCGCGCCCACCCGCUGCCCGUCACCUGACGACCGGCGAUUGUCUUUUGGACGCGCAGAGGAACGUGUGACGACGACGGGCAACUUGGGACUCCUUGCCUACACGCUUGUCUUUUUUCCCCCUUUCAAAAAAAAAAAAAAAAAGGGAGCUACCGUCCCC
This is a messenger RNA of Hippocampus zosterae (dwarf seahorse), 1703 nucleotides long. Its product is annotated as 5-hydroxytryptamine receptor 7-like. The transcript is spliced from 3 exons. Gene Ontology annotation, molecular function: G protein-coupled serotonin receptor activity. Lineage: Eukaryota; Metazoa; Chordata; Actinopteri; Syngnathiformes; Syngnathidae. Gene Ontology annotation, cellular component: membrane. Bases 272 to 1573 code for a protein of 433 amino acids. The record is from RefSeq and is a predicted model, not a curated record. Gene Ontology annotation, biological process: circadian rhythm; smooth muscle contraction; adenylate cyclase-activating adrenergic receptor signaling pathway.